GUUUCGCCGAAUUGGUUUCUCAGCGAUUCGUCGUCGAUCCACAAUCUCGCAGCAGCCUGAUUUGCAUGAUGCUUGCGAUGCGGCGAGCGUACUCGACAGCGGCCAAGGUUGACCCGCGGUACUUCUUUGACGCAGCGCCCGGGACACUCCUGCCUGCGCAAAAGUCCCGUGUCCUCUUUGGCCGCAUGCAGUCGGAACAGUUGACGGUGGUGGCUCCCAAGAUCAUGAGCAAAGUCUUACUCGUCCGUGACCGCGAUACUGGUGCUGACAAGCGGUCCCAGUACGCUCAAUACUUGCUUCAAAAGGCCAACAUUCCUUGCUUCAUGCUAACUUUGCAGCGUGAUUGUGCGACCAUCGACUCGAUCAACUACGGCCGCGACUACGCUCGCCGUGUUGGCGCCAACGGUGUCGUUGCGUUCGGCGGUGGUAACGUCAUGGACACGUCGCGCGCGAUCGCUGCCUUGAUGUUCAACGAAGGCAAUGCGGAAGACUUGGCCUCUGGCCCGAUCUCGAUCGAACACAAAGUCGCUCCACUGAUCGUGAUGCCGACUGUGGCUGGGUGCGGGAGCGAAAUGUCGACGGAAGCAUUGGUAUUAGACGAAGGCGCCGAGGCCAAGCUCUCGUUCACCAAAACGCCCAUUGUCGCCGACGCAGUGAUCAUUGAUCCUAUGCUCUCAGUGUCCGUGCCGUUGGGCGUCACAGCUCAAGGUGCACUGACAUCCAUGGGCCAGUGCAUUGAGUCGUUCUUGACCAACAAGGGCGACCCGAAAGUAGACGAACUUUGUCUGAAUGGCAUUCGCGCCACCGCGGAAGCUUUGUCGUCGCCGCUUCAAGAGGGGAAAAUGCAUCUAAACGACGUGGGGUUUCGAGAACGCCUGAGUUACGCGAGUUUGUGCAGCAGUUUGGUGUCGCUGUCGACAGGCUUUGGCGCGGCACACUCGCUCGGCAUCGGCGUCGGCGGAUUAAGCGACUCGCCGCACAUGCAAGUUUGUGCCGCGUUCCUGCCGCUCGUCCUCGCGCGAUAUGAAGCCAUCGUGACAGACAACCAAGGCGACGAACACUUUGACAACCUCAAAAUGCGACUGGAAGCGGUUCAAAACAUUCUGCAUCUCGUGACAAAGUACAAAACAGCGACGGUGUCCGACUGGUUCUCUCAAGUGGGAUGCCGACUAAACUUACCGGACGCGCACCAACUGGGAUUUGACGACACUUUGGUUCAAACAAUUGUCGAUCGCGCCACGGAUCGACUGGAAGACUGCGGCAAUGGCGCCGGGCAGGACGUAUCGUCUGUACUUGAAAAAGCCGACUUGGACACGAUCAUGCAGGGCGCUGUCGUGGCGCCGACUCCUCCCGCCACCAACAUCCCAUCGGCGUCGUUGUAGUCGUCGCAUGCAACGAACGAUCGACUGCGGUGCAUUCCUCGUCUACGACACGACAUAGACCUGGUACAGGGAAUGGAGUAUAUUUUGGAGGAUAUGAACUGGAAACAUCAAUAACGUGUUAAAUACUUGGAUCUUCGACGAACCGCCAUUGCACGGCUCCACGGUGAACGACAUGGCU
Molecule: messenger RNA, 1560 nt
Organism: Aphanomyces invadans
Lineage: Eukaryota; Oomycota; Saprolegniomycetes; Saprolegniales; Verrucalvaceae
Exons: 4
Coding region: 66-1382 (438 amino acids)
Cellular component (GO): mitochondrion
Molecular function (GO): metal ion binding; alcohol dehydrogenase (NAD+) activity
Source: RefSeq, a predicted model, not a curated record